Messenger RNA from Eucalyptus grandis, 2125 nucleotides. RefSeq names its product protein PIN-LIKES 6. Gene Ontology annotation, cellular component: membrane. The record is from RefSeq and is a predicted model, not a curated record. Gene Ontology annotation, biological process: endoplasmic reticulum to cytosol auxin transport. The coding region runs from base 507 to 1760 and encodes 417 amino acids. NCBI's taxonomy places the organism in Eukaryota, Viridiplantae, Streptophyta, Magnoliopsida, Myrtales, Myrtaceae. The transcript has 11 exons.
UUUCGACUUACGGAGAAGAUAGGAAAUUAUAUGUUUACCAGGAGACCUCCCUGGAAAGCUUCCCUUCCGAGCGGAUCAACCCCGAUUCUUCCUCAUCUACCUUUCCCUCCUGUUCCGCUUCUGCGUCCAAGUGUUUUCCCCCCGCACGAGCGCUCCUGCGCGCGCGUACGUAUACCCGUUUCCUCUCCCAUCGUCGUCUCCCUUCGUCUGCUCUGGCUUAACGCUGCUUCCGGCAUUUUCCCCUUCGACUUCUCGAUCUUGGAUUUGAGGGUCAACCGAAAUUGGUGAACACGGCGAGGAUUUGGUCCUCGGCUCGAAGGAAGUCUCGAACUUCUCGGAAUUCGGACUCGACGGUUCGCAUUUGAGAAGGUUCGAGCUGAAUUUCAACGAGGAUUGGAGGCCUAAUCAAGCUUUGAUCGUUUGUCGUGAACUGAUUGCUCCGGAGGUUCCGAGGCGGUACCGGUGGAUGUGCAGAGGGAAAGUCUCCUCUGUGAAGGCCGGAGAAUAUGCAGAGAUUUCUGGCGAUGGUGGCGGAACCGCAGGUCGGGGGGGAGUCGCUUAUGGGGACGAUCAAAAUCGCGGUGCUCCCGAUUGCGAAAGUGUUCACCAUGUGCUUCUUGGGCUUUCUGAUGGCUUCCAAAUAUGUCAACAUCUUGCCCGCGAGUGGGAGGAAAUUACUGAACGGGCUGGUCUUUUCCCUUCUGCUGCCAUGUCUGAUAUUUUCUCAACUUGGACAAUCCAUCACUUUGGAGAAAAUGAUUGAGUGGUGGUUUAUUCCAGUUAACGUUGUUCUAGGAACAAUAUCGGGAUCACUUAUUGGUUUAGUUGUGGCGUAUAUUGUCCGGCCGCCUUACCCUUUUUUCAAGUUUACUAUCAUACAAAUUGGAAUAGGGAACAUUGGGAAUGUGCCACUUGUCCUGAUUGCUGCAUUGUGUAGAGAUAAAUCCAAUCCAUUUGGAGAUUCAGAAACAUGUAGUACAGAUGGGACAGCCUAUAUUUCAUUUGGGCAGUGGGUUGGAGCAAUAAUCUUGUACACAUAUGUUUUCAAUAUGUUGGCACCCCCUCCAGAAGGAACCUUUCACAUUGAGGAAGCAAAUCUUCCCAUAAGAGACCCUCCAAAAGAUGGUGCGCAAAUCCCUAAAGAUGAUUCUCCAGAACAAGUUCCACUGCUUACACAGGAUGAUUUGCAGUCAAAUUCAAAUCCUCAGAAGAAUGGAAAGAUGAAGCAACUCCUUGUUUUCCUAUAUGAGAAAUUGAAGCUCAAGCAGAUUCUUCAGCCUCCAAUCAUUGCUUCUAUCUUGGCCAUGGCUCUUGGAGUGAUUCCAUUUUUCAAGAAAUUGAUUUUUACAUCUGAUGGUCCACUUUUCUUCUUCACUGACAGCUGCAUUAUUCUUGGGGAGGCCAUGAUUCCAUGUAUCUUGUUGGCAUUAGGAGGCAACCUCGUUGAUGGUCCUGGAAGUUCAAAACUUGGUCUACGCACUACGGCUGCAAUUAUUUUUGGACGUUUGCUUUUGGUGCCUCCAGUAGGUCUUGGUAUCGUCACGCUUGCUGAUAAACUGGGCUUCCUCCCGGCUGGUGAUAAAAUGUUUCGAUUUGUCUUAUUGCUGCAGCACUCAAUGCCAACUUCAGUCCUCUCUGGUGCGGUUGCAAACUUACGUGGUUGCGGUAGGGAGGCCGCGGCUAUCCUGUUUUGGGUUCACAUAUUCGCGAUCCUCUCUAUGGCCGGAUGGGUCACUCUGUAUCUCAAUCUACUGUUCUGAAUCUGGGGCGACCCCCUUGCCUCGGCCAGAAGCCCGUUACUUUUUCGCUUGUUCUGCAUCUCCAAAUUCAGCUGUCGCGCGAGCAGACCAACAUAGUAGGCGAGAAUUCUUUAUAUGGAAGAGAAAAGCAAGGAAGGGGGGGUGAUGAUACGGUCGAGGAAGGCUCGUGCAAGUCGUUCCCGAUCUCCGAUAUAUGUUAUAUAUCUAAUGAUCAUCAUCAUGUAUUAGUCGUCCUUUUCUUGUUUCUCUUCUUUCCAUUUACUAAUUAUUGCUAUAUCAGGAAGUAAAAAGGGCUGUUAACAGCUCUUGAGUUAAGAAGUUGGCCCGGUUCUUCGGAUGAUAUCUCCAUUUAUUCGUUUCAAAAA